Molecule: messenger RNA, 240 nt
Organism: Dictyostelium discoideum AX4
Lineage: Eukaryota; Evosea; Eumycetozoa; Dictyosteliales; Dictyosteliaceae
Exons: 2
Coding region: 1-240 (79 amino acids)
Source: RefSeq, a predicted model, not a curated record
AUGAACAAAUUAUUAAAUUUAUUAGGAUUUGCAGUUUUCUUUGUUUUAUGUCUUUUUUCUGUAGGCUCAAAUGCUGAAGAAAAUGGUUGCAGUUCUUGGGUCCAAGCACGUGAGGGUUAUACAUGUUGGGCAAUGUCAAAAGCAUGUGGUAUUUCAUUGGAUUCUUUUAUGAAUACUAAUGGUUUAAAUUUGAACUCCUGCAAUUACAUUCAAAUUGGUCAUGAUUAUUGUUGUAAUUAA